Molecule: messenger RNA, 1102 nt
Organism: Miniopterus natalensis
Lineage: Eukaryota; Metazoa; Chordata; Mammalia; Chiroptera; Miniopteridae
Gene: LHX5
Product: LIM homeobox 5
Biological process (GO): neuron differentiation; regulation of transcription by RNA polymerase II
Cellular component (GO): nucleus
Molecular function (GO): RNA polymerase II transcription regulatory region sequence-specific DNA binding; zinc ion binding; DNA-binding transcription factor activity, RNA polymerase II-specific
Source: RefSeq, a predicted model, not a curated record
GCGGCCCGAGCCGCCGGGGCGCGGGGCUAUGAUGGUGCACUGUGCCGGCUGCGAGCGGCCCAUCCUCGACCGCUUUCUGCUGAACGUGCUGGACCGCGCGUGGCACAUCAAAUGCGUUCAGUGCUGCGAGUGCAAGACCAACCUCUCGGAGAAGUGCUUCUCGCGCGAGGGCAAGCUCUAUUGCAAGAAUGACUUCUUCAGGCGCUUUGGCACCAAGUGCGCCGGCUGCGCGCAGGGCAUCUCACCCAGCGACCUGGUGCGCAAGGCCCGCAGUAAAGUCUUCCACCUCAACUGCUUCACCUGCAUGGUCUGCAACAAGCAGCUGUCCACGGGCGAGGAGCUGUACGUCAUCGACGAGAACAAGUUCGUGUGUAAGGACGACUACCUGAGCUCCUCCAGCCUCAAGGAGGGCAGCCUCAACUCAGUGUCGUCCUGUACGGACCGCAGUUUGUCCCCGGACCUCCAGGACCCGCUCCAGGACGACCCCAAGGAGACGGACAACUCGACGUCGUCGGACAAGGAGACAGCCAACAAUGAAAACGAAGAGCAGAACUCGGGCACCAAGCGGCGCGGCCCGCGCACCACCAUCAAAGCCAAGCAGCUGGAGACGCUCAAGGCCGCCUUCGCCGCCACGCCCAAGCCCACGCGCCACAUCCGCGAGCAGCUGGCGCAGGAGACCGGCCUCAACAUGCGUGUCAUCCAGGUGUGGUUCCAGAACCGACGGUCCAAAGAGCGCAGGAUGAAACAGCUAAGCGCACUGGGCGCCCGGAGACACGCCUUCUUCAGGAGUCCGAGGCGCAUGCGUCCGCUCGGUGGCCGCUUGGACGAGUCCGAAAUGUUGGGGUCCACUCCAUACACCUACUAUGGAGACUACCAAGGCGACUACUACGCGCCGGGAGGCAACUACGACUUCUUCGCGCACGGCCCGCCGUCGCAGGCGCAGUCCCCGGCCGACUCGAGCUUUCUGUCGCGAGCAAUUUCUGGGGACCAAAGUCAAUACCGCAGAGGGUCAAGCGAUCUCGAGCGCGCUCCAGACUUCCCCCGACCCCCACCCACCACCUCCAUGGACCAAGAGAGGGCUGAGACCAAGGGGCGGAGAUGA